Molecule: messenger RNA, 618 nt
Organism: Blepharisma stoltei
Lineage: Eukaryota; Ciliophora; Heterotrichea; Heterotrichida; Blepharismidae
Source: the annotation of a GenBank genome assembly
AUGAAAAAUGGUGAUUAUUAUACCUAUAAAGAAGCUAAUAAGCCAAACGCCCAUCAUUUUGCCAGAAAUAUUACAAAUGAAAUUAAAAGUGUCAAAUUGAAAAAGUCAAAACGGAUUGAACUAAAAACAGAGAAGGAAACUCUCUUUAUUGAAAAACAAAAAUCAUCAAUUAUAUGGUUAGAUGAUUUCAGUAAUUCUUCAAAUUCAAUAAAAACAAACUAUAAUAAAUUUCAGCAGCAUUUCUGAACAAAAAACUUUAAAUACACAGAUAACUCAGAAGCUUUCAUUAAUAUUUGCAAAAAGCAAAGUAGAAAGCAGAAAAUUUUAUUGAAUUAUCCAAUGGUUAAGCAAAUCAAUAAAGAAUGAGGUGAAUUUUUUUUUUCAUUUGAAAUGAAUUAUAAAUGAUACAAACAAAUAAUUGCUAUUUUUCAAUAUAUUGUAGUAAAGUAUUUUCGAAAUUUCAAAAGGGCUCAAAAUUGGAGAGGAAAGAAAGAAUGAAAGAUUGGUUGCAAAAAAACCAAAAAACGAUGUUUGCUGAAUGGUUUAACAAAAUUUACUGAGGCAAAAGAAGCAGUUUAUAAUUAUUUGAAAUGAAAUCCAUUUAAACCAAAGAUUUAA